AUCGUCAUCCAGAAAUAAAUAAAAAGCAGAUUUAUCAAUCGCUACGAGAAUUUUCGUGACCUAUCCUCGCGUCUCCCUUUUCGUCUUCUUCCGUGAAUCCCUCACAUCGCUUCCUAGUCUAGUCUUCAAUUCUCGAUGGCGUUCCUGGUCCGAUCGCCGGAUAUAGCCACCGUCUCGGCCGGAAACUUCUCGGAUUCGAAAUCUAAUGUAACUAAUGCGUUUACAAGGAGGAGUGUUACUGUUUCCGCGGUUAACGCGAGAGAUUGGAUUGGUGUCAAGUGUCAGAAAUCAAGAUUAUACGUGAAAUUCUCAGCUCCGGUGAAAGAAGACUGCAAAAUCAGCAGACAUGAGGAAGAAGGAGAAGAUAAGGAAAACUACUAUGUGAACAAGGGUCACGCCGUUCAGUGCCUCAGAGAGGAGCUUCCUUCCUUGUUCUACAAAGACCCCAACUUUGACAUUUACAGGGAUGACAUUGUGUUCAAAGACCCUAUGAACACAUUCAUGGGAAUUGAUAACUACAAAUCCAUGUUCUGGUGGUUACGUUUCCUUGGAAAGAUCUUCUUCAAAGCUCUCUGCGUAGACACCGUUAGUAUCUGGCAACCCAAUGAUAACACUCUCAUGAUCCGUUGGACUGUUCACGGAGUUCCUCGUGUUCCCUGGGAGACUCGUGGUCGGUUUGAUGGCACUUCGGAGUAUAAGUUUGAUAAGAAUGGGAAGAUUUAUGUACACAAAGUCGAUAACAUUGCUAUUAACUCGCCUCCCAAGUUUCAGAUGCUCAGUGUUCAAGAGCUUGUUGAAGCUAUUAGCUGCCCUUCUACACCUAAGCCUACGUUUUUUGAGUUCGGAGAUUCUUCAUCAUCGUCGGAAACUUAUUAGUGUGUUGUGUAUAUAGAGUUUUUGUCUGGUUGGUUAUAGAUAGAGUAAACAAAAGGGUUGGGACUAAAGUUUGGUGUAUAAUAUAAGAUGAAGAAUGAAAAAACGCAAUAAAUUGAUAUGAGUGGGGAGAUUACUUAUAACCAAGACAAGCCUAUAUAAUCAUCUGGUGUUUAGCAUGUGUAUCUUUUAAUUCGAAAAUUUGGAUAGAUU
Molecule: messenger RNA, 1086 nt
Organism: Eruca vesicaria subsp. sativa (arugula)
Lineage: Eukaryota; Viridiplantae; Streptophyta; Magnoliopsida; Brassicales; Brassicaceae
Source: the annotation of a GenBank genome assembly